This is a messenger RNA of Molossus molossus (Pallas's mastiff bat), 2412 nucleotides long. It is a transcript of the gene INTS14, whose product is annotated as integrator complex subunit 14. The coding region runs from base 240 to 1796 and encodes 518 amino acids. Gene Ontology annotation, biological process: snRNA 3'-end processing. Gene Ontology annotation, cellular component: integrator complex. The record is from RefSeq and is a predicted model, not a curated record. The transcript has 12 exons. NCBI's taxonomy places the organism in Eukaryota, Metazoa, Chordata, Mammalia, Chiroptera, Molossidae.
CCCAGUUUUAACAAACUUGAUUAUCUGGCUUUCCAGCCCAUAAUAGCCAAGAAGCGGCAAAUUAGAGGAUGAUUACAGAGGAUUACUGUAAAAAGGUGGAAUGCAAGCUGAUUACAAAGAGGAGGCACCAAAACAGCACAACAGCCUGGAUUUCUUGAAUACAAGGAAUUGUUUCUGUCUUUUUUUUAUUUAUAGCUGUCUGUUUGCAUUCUGAUUGAAACACUGGGAUCAUUUUCAUCAUGCCAACAGUAGUGGUAAUGGAUGUAUCCCUUUCCAUGACCCGACCUGUGUCUAUUGAGGGGUCUGAAGAAUAUCAGCGCAAGCACCUAGCAGCCCAUGGUUUAACGAUGCUGUUUGAGCACAUGGCCACGAAUUACAAGCUUGAGUUUACAGCCCUGGUGGUUUUUUCAUCACUCUGGGAGCUGAUGGUUCCCUUCACAAGAGAUUAUAACACUCUACAGGAAGCACUAAGUAAUAUGGAUGAUUAUGAUAAAACCUGCUUGGAGUCUGCAUUAGUUGGUGUUUGCAACAUUGUUCAGCAAGAAUGGGGUGGUGCAAUUCCUUGCCAGGUUGUUCUGGUGACAGAUGGCUGUCUUGGCAUUGGUAGAGGGUCACUGCGGCAUUCCCUAGCUACUCACAGUCAACGAAGUGACAGCAACAGGUUCCCACUGCCUUUUCCUUUCCCAUCUAAGUUAUACAUCAUGUGCAUGGCAAAUUUGGAGGAGCUUCAGAGCACUGACUCCUUGGAUUGCCUUGAACGUCUCAUAGAUUUAAACAAUGGUGAAGGGCAGAUUUUUACUAUUGAUGGCCCCCUAUGCUUGAAAAAUGUACAGUCUAUGUUUGGAAAACUGAUAGAUCUGGCAUAUACCCCUUUCCAUGCUGUUCUCAAGUGUGGCCACCUGACUGCUGAUGUUCAAGUCUUCCCCAGGCCAGAACCUUUUGUUGUAGAUGAGGAAAUCGAUCCUAUCCCCAAAGUCAUUAACACAGAUUUGGAAAUAGUGGGGUUUAUUGAUAUAGCUGAUAUUUCCAGUCCUCCAGUUCUGUCCAGACAUCUGGUCCUACCUAUAGCACUUAACAGAGAAGGUGAUGAGGUGGGUACUGGCAUAACUGAUGAUAAUGAAGAUGAAAAUUCAGCCAAUCAGAUUGCAGGCAAAAUACCCAACUUUUGUGUCCUGCUCCAUGGCAGCCUAAAAGUAGAAGGAAUGGUAGCAAUAGUUCAGCUAGGUCCUGAAUGGCAUGGAAUGCUCUACUCCCAAGCUGACAGCAAGAAGAAAUCAAACCUCAUGAUGUCUCUCUUUGAGCCUGGCCCAGAACCUCUCCCAUGGCUAGGGAAAAUGGCACAGUUGGGUCCUAUUUCAGAUGCUAAAGAAAACCCUUAUGGUGAGGAUGACAAUAAGAGCCCAUUCCCCCUGCAGCCCAAAAACAAACGCAGUUAUGCUCAGAAUGUGACUGUCUGGAUCAAACCCAGCGGCCUGCAGACAGAUGUACAGAAGAUUUUAAGAAAUGCAAGGAAACUACCUGAAAAAACACAGACAUUCUACAAGGAGCUGAACCGUUUACGAAAGGCUGCCCUGGCCUUUGGUUUCCUGGACCUGCUCAAAGGGGUGGCUGACAUGCUGGAAAGGGAGUGCACACUGCUGCCCGACACGGCCCACCCCGAUGCAGCCUUCCAGCUGACCCACGCCGCCCAGCAGCUCAAGCUGGCCAGUACUGGCACCUCCGAGUAUGCUGGCUAUGACCACAACAUCACCCCUUUGCAGACAGACUUCUCUGGGAGCAGCACUGAAAGAAUGUGAAGCUGACUUUGGGAGCCUUCCUUUUUUCAUUUCAAAUGAAAAUGAUUUAGGAUAAAAACUUUUCCAGGGUGUUCACCUCUGCAACAACCACCCAAAGACCUCGCUGAGGCUGCCUCCGCAGCACCAUUUGCUGCUUUGAAUGACUGCACGUCUGAGAAGGGCUCUGAAGGGUUGUUGGCUGCUUAGGCCUGGACCUUAGCUUUCUGGGGCUCAGAGUCUUUCAGCUGAGACACCUGCUGCUCCCACGAAGGGCACAUCUCCUGAGAAGCUUGAAGGUCUGAUGCGCACAGAGCUCUCCCCGUUCCUCAGGCACCCUCACCUGCAAGCUCCUCUGGCUUUCUGAAAGGCACCCUCUCUUCUCUCAGUCAUAAGGACAUUUUCAAGCUUCUGCCCUUGCGACAAGCAACCCAGACUCUCUGGGACCAGCUAAAUAUAAGCUCUACACCACUAAGUUUUGGAACUUUUCUUAGAACUUGGGCAAAAGUUGGUGGUAACCUUUAGGUGCUUUUGAUAUGUCUUGAGAUACAGACUUAAAUAGCAACCAUAAAUGUAUACGAUUAUUCCUGUUUCUUCAAGUUUUUUUUUUUUUUUUAAUGAAAAAAUAAUUGCUUUUCUA